Molecule: messenger RNA, 417 nt
Organism: Penicillium odoratum
Lineage: Eukaryota; Fungi; Ascomycota; Eurotiomycetes; Eurotiales; Aspergillaceae
Exons: 2
Coding region: 1-417 (138 amino acids)
Source: RefSeq, a predicted model, not a curated record
AUGCUUCCUUGUGGCUGGGUUCCCAACGAUCCAUCGGGAUUUUUCAAAUUGUUCCUUGAGGAGCUACACCAGCAAUGGAAAGCAAGCUGUUUUGAUGCCAAUGAAAGAGUCCAGGCAUUGAGACGUGAUCAAGUCAAAAAUCGUGGGAGGAGCCACAGUCUAGUUGUUGAACUUGCCAAGAAUGCGCUGGGGCGUGCAGACCUCCGGCGAUGCCUGCAAUCGCAUAUAGAAGGACUGAACAAAGUGGUUGCCACUAAUGAUUCACUCAAACGAGCUCAAAAGUUGCAGUUUAGAGAGCUCAUCGAUGAAAUUGACCAGGCCAUGACCGCGAAACUCGACCAUAUGGAACAGGCUGUACGAGAUCUUUUACAGAUUGUAGGUUGGCUUGCACAGAUUUUCCUCCAGACACUAAGAUGA